AUGUACGUGCAGAUGGUGCUCGUUGCCCUUUGCAUCACGUCCGCAAUUUUCCCCAGCCAAGUGGAUGCAGAUACGCCCUUUGAAACAGAGAGCGGAAAAAAGCGUAGCCGUAACCGAUCCAUGUCGGGCCCUCCUUUCGUACUACCAAAUUUGGACAACACGUUCAACGACCCUUCGCUUGUCUUUAUGACGGAGGAAAUGGAACUGCCACCGGAUAUAAAAAGAACGAGAAGGCGCACAAGAGCUCGACGCCCCUACCCUCCAAGCAGAAGACGAGGCCCGCCUGUCCCGCAUCCAUUUAGUACAUUUUCUGUGACGGUGACGCCUAGCCGGACGGCUUUGCCCAGUGAGACGAAUUCCAGGACGGUGACGCCUAGCCAGACGGCUGUGCCCAGUGAGACGACUUCCAGGACGGUGACGCCUAGCCAGACGGCUGUGCCCGAUAAGACGACUUCCAGGACGGUGACGCCUAGCCAGACGGCUGUGCCCAGUGAGACGAAUUCCAGGACGGUGACGCCUAGCCAGACGGCUGUGCCCGAUAAGACGACUUCCAGGAAGGUGACGCCUAGCCAGACGGCUGUGCCUGAUAAGACGACUUCCAGGACGGUGACGCCUAGCCAGACGGCUGUGCCCGAUAAGACGACUUCCAGGAAGGUGACGCCUAGCCAGACGGCUGUGCCCGAUAAGACGACUUCCGGGAAGGUGACGCCUAGCCAGACGGCUGUGCCCGAUAAGACGACUUCCAGGAAGGUGACACCUCCUGUUUUGCCAACCUCAACGGCUUUUCGAACUGCCUCUUUAACUUUGUCUCCGUCUAGUAGUUCUUUGAUUUUGUUUUGUCCGGAAAACGUGUCGCUGGUGCCAUGGCCGUCAGUUCAGGUUGGGGUUGUUAAUGUUCGUGAGGGUUUUCGAUUGCUUGGAACGCUUGGUGGCCAAUGGAAGUUGCUGCCUUGGGAGUGGGGUCCACCCAAGCUUGGGAAUGAGCAGGUUAUUUUGAACGCAAGUAUACUGAACGUUUUUUGUCGUGAGCGGAGGUUGGGCAGGAUGAGCCGAAGAGGUUGCACCCAUUUUCUCUCGUCGAUUCGGAGUGGCGUGCAAAUAAUGCGGGAUGAGCUGGGGCUUUUUCAGCUUAGUUUUUCACCUAUUAAAGAUUUUUAUAUUAACGUGAAUGAGGCCAUUGAGUUUUCGGCACCAGUGGACGAGGUUUUGGGCUGCCGCAUGCCGCCGCCUUCGCUGUCGGAUCAUGCGCAACGGUAUUAUUUGCUGCGUGGUGGGGAAAGAAAGGUUCCAUUGUACCCGCUCAUAUCUGUUGCUGUGUCAUCUGUAACGCAACCCGUGUAUGCAGGCGGCACAGGUGAGGCUGGCAGAGUUACCGCAAUGUUCUCGCUGCUGGGCGCACCCUUUGGUGUACCGGGUAUCAACUACGUGACAGUGUUAAGUAUGAUGCACUGCACGCCUGAUGCAACUCGUCGUGCGUUGGGAUAUUAUCGCAGCAUUUCUGUGGCGACGAUCGAGGACUCUUUCUACGGUGUGAUGAUAGGCAACCUCAUUAUUAUCGGUGGCGUGCUGUUGGUGCAUUUUUUGGUGAUUCUGUCGUUGAAGUGGAAAGGCAAAGGUUCAUGGACGAGGACGGCGGAACGCUGCUUUUUUCCUGGCAUUCCGUUGCUUUUUCUUGUGAAUCUAUUUGUGGGGACCUCCUUUGCGUCAAUGCAGGGGCUUUCAUCCAAGGUAGGGUUCACGUUGGUGCUGAGCAUCGUCAUGCUUCUGCUGUUUGUCGGCGGCCUCAUUGUGGUCCUUUGUGUGUCGAUGGCGAAGGCACGAUUGACAUUUUAUCCCAUUCUGUCUUUGGAGGGCACGACUCUGCUGAGCAAAACUCGUGUAUUUCAAUGGUGG
This is a messenger RNA of Trypanosoma cruzi, 1893 nucleotides long. RefSeq lists its product as uncharacterized. The transcript has a single exon. The annotation marks the transcript as partial. The record is from RefSeq and is a predicted model, not a curated record. Lineage: Eukaryota; Euglenozoa; Kinetoplastea; Trypanosomatida; Trypanosomatidae.